Molecule: messenger RNA, 790 nt
Organism: Mytilinidion resinicola
Lineage: Eukaryota; Fungi; Ascomycota; Dothideomycetes; Mytilinidiales; Mytilinidiaceae
Exons: 4
Coding region: 101-682 (193 amino acids)
Biological process (GO): deadenylation-dependent decapping of nuclear-transcribed mRNA
Cellular component (GO): Lsm1-7-Pat1 complex; P-body
Molecular function (GO): RNA cap binding
Source: RefSeq, a predicted model, not a curated record
CCAACACAAAACAUCCAGAGCUCGAUCAGUCAACCACCACGAGCCUCUUGGUCCAUCACAACCCUUGAUUCAACACUGACCCAAGCACUGACCUGCCAUCAUGGAGAACAUGAACAAGCUCAACGUCAAUGACCAGCCGCCCAUGCUUGACUGGGAGGCGCACCUCCGCGCUCAGCAGCAACAAGACCACGGUCCGACUGAACCUCCGCAGCAGAGCAACCCCUACGAAGGUCGCGUCCUCGGUGGCGCGGUCCCUCGAGAUGUCCCUCAGCUCCCUCCGCAAGCGUUCACGACGUCCGCCCAGCUCCUCGAACUCGUCGACAAGAAGGUCAACGUCUGCCUGCGCGAUGAUAAGUUCAUCCAAGGUGUCAUGCGCUCGUACGACAAUUACGGCAAUAUCGUGGUCAAGGACUCGAUCGAGAAGCUAUAUUGCCAUGCCCAGAAGCUCUUCGCUGACGUCCCCCGCGGCAUGUUCAUCAUUCGUGGAGAGAACAUCGCGAUGAUCGGCGAAAUCGAUCUUGACAAAGACGAUGACAUCCCGGCUGGCUGGACCCGUGCUGACGUUGAGGUCGUGUUCCCUCUGCAUAAAGCCGAAUCAGAGGCCCGUAAGGAGGAGGUGGAGCGCAAGGAGGCGAAUCUGGCGAAGCUCGGGUUCGUUCCGGAACAUGGGAUGGAGUUCUGAGGCGGCUUCAACUGGGGGUGACACUGUACAAUAGACCGCUCUACGGAGCUUGAUUCGGAGCCUGCGGGCGUGACGACCUCAAAUGCAUGCCCAAAUCGGGCGGGGGGG